AUAGCUUAUGUCUGGGAUCGGUAACCGCAUUCAGGAAGUUGUUUGUGGGGAUGGAUUGUUGUCUUCCUGACAACAGCUGGAGGGUUUCCUCUCUUGUAUAGUGUUUUGCCGACGAAGUCUUCUGGUUCUAUAUUUAUUUUGCAGCUUUUUGAAUCCGUUAAAGCUACGGUUUUUCUACUGAACAGAGGAACAAUGGAGGACGACUCAGUUUUCUUCAUUAGCGAUGGGGGACGGAUCACCAGCAACCCGCUGCUGGACCAACUUCCCAGCUACCAGUCGCUGCUGUACCGCAGAAAAUCGUCAAGCGUCAAAAGCAGAGGGAGCUGGAAAGGAAGGCUGAGCAUCUCUAGCAGGAUGAACACGGUCAACAGACUGGAGGAGAGGCAGAAGAGUCAGAUGGAGCAGCGCGCCAUCAGAGAAUUACCCUUACCCAUGGCUGACAAACGCAGACACAAAGAUCAGCGCAAGGAGGAGAGGAAAGACUUAAGCAGCUGCAGACAGUGGAGGGCAGGCGCUCGCAGGUACAUGAAGAGGCUGACGGAUGACGCUCACGCAUUUCUAAGCUCCAUGAAGCUCUGGAGGGCGGACAUCCACCAGAUAGAGGGGAUGUUUGGAACGGGGAUCCUUUCCUACUUCUCCUUUCUGCGCUUCCUGGUUGCGCUCAACCUGAUCGUUUUUCUGGUCAUGUUCUGCUUUGUCAUGCUGCCCAUGAUCAUCGACCCCCAGCCCAGUAGAAAUGUCACCUACAACGAGAAUCAAGGAAAUGUUUGCAGUACCUACCCAAGCACCACUCGCAAGAUACUCAUAAACUACCACGAACAUAUCCGAGAUCUGCUUUCUGGUGAAGGCAUUCUGGAACGGACUUACCUUUUAUACGGCUUCUACAAAAAGGAUGAAAUCCGUUUCCCAAAGUUCAUAUACAAACUGCCGCUGGCAUAUCUCCUCGCAACUCUAGGAUACCUCCUCCUGAGUCUGCUCUGGAUUGUUAAAAGGUCCGCUGAAGGAUUCAAGCGCCAUCUGAUCAAAGAUGAGGAUCGCUUUCAAAGCUUCUGUAACAAGAUCUUUGCGGGCUGGGACUUCUGCAUCACCAGCGAGAGCGCAGCGAACCAGAAGAGGAACAGUCUGCUCUACGAGCUCAAGACUGAUUUGGAGGACGAGCGGAUCAAACAGAAAAUGGCGGAUCGCACCAGACAGGACAAGUGUCGGAUUUAUCUCCUCCGUGUCAUCCUCAACAUGUUUGUCAUUGGAGUGCUGGCCGCUUGCUUCUUCUCCAUCUAUGUUGCCACCACCUUCUCCCAGAAAGAAGGAAAAAAAAACAAAAAGGUGAAUUUCAUGGUGGAUCUCAUCCAUGAGUAUCUGCCCUCCAUAGUCAUCACCUUGGCCAACUUCAUCACGCCGCUCCUCUUCUCUGUCAUCAUCAACUAUGAAGAUUACUCGCCCGCCUUCGAAAUCCGCUUCACUCUCAUGAGGUGUGUCUUCAUGCGGUUGACCAGCAUUGUCGUUUUGCUCUUCUCUCUGUGGUCUCAGCUCAAUGAUUGUGGAACGGAUCCCUGUGGCAACCAAAAACUUUGCCCUUGCUGGGAGACCCGUGUGGGCCAGGAGAUGUACAAGCUCACCAUAUUUGACUUCAUCAUUAUUCUUGCAGUCACCAUCUUUGUGGAGUUUCCCCGAAAGAUGCUUGUAAAUUUCUGUGCUUGUCCCUUGGCUAAGAUGUGGGGCCAGCAGGAGUUCAGUAUUCCUCAAAAUGUGCUGGAAAUUGUCUACGGUCAGACCAUCUGCUGGAUCGGCACUUUCUACUGUCCCAUGCUUCCGGCCAUCUGCACCAUCAAAUACUUCUGUAUCUUCUACAUCAAAAAGUUGUCGUUGAUCAGAAACUGCCGUCCGGCCACCCGGCCGUUUCGAGCGUCCAGCUCCAAUUUCUUCUUCCUUGGUGUGUUGCUGAUCGGCCUGAUUCUCGCCUGCUUGCCCAUUUCUAUUAGCCUUGCUCAAAUAAAGUCCUCGCAGGCGUGCGGACCGUUUUUUAGGUACAACACGUCCUGGGAGGCGCUUCCAGACGCAGUAGAAGCCCUGCCACAAAACGCCAAAACCUUCAUUCACUUGCUCGCGUCAGAGACCUUCGCCGUCUCUUUCUUUGUGGUUACGUGUUUGGCCAUGUUUUAUGUGAUUGCUCUUGCUGGAGCUCACAAGAAAGUCAUCAAUCAACUAAGGGAGAAGCUCGUCAUGGAGGGCCAGGACAAACGCUUCCUGAUCCGGAAGCUGUGUCAGGCCCAGAAUGUCCGAGGGGUCAAAUCCACACCUCGGCUCUGCAGUCCCAGCAGGCGGAGCCCCAGCUACCACACCAGCUUCUCCAGCAAUUUCAGCGAGGCGGUGGUCCUGGCACAUUCUCCACCAAAGUCCUCCACUCACGUGUGAGGCACGGAGAAGACAAACAUGCGGGAGUUGAACCAACAAAAUAAAUAUGAUCUACAUUGUUUCUACUUUUCUUACAUUCAUUUGUUUUGUUUUGUUUUCCUGUAUUAACACUGACACGUGUUUCUGCGAAUAUGCUAACAUCCUGUCAGUUUUCAGUGUUUUUCUUAUGACAUAUUUUUAUAUGUAGUCAAAAUGGUUUUAGGUCUGCUGUUGUGUUUUUACUCGUAUCUUUUCCUUCUAAGAAGGACUUAAUUUCACAUUAAUGUGCUUCACUUCUUUAUAAACAGCGUCUUUACAUUUCAUGCACUUUAAGAGUUUGUUUCAGCGUUCUUUUUACCAAAGCGAUCUGUAUUUAGCCAUGUGUACAUUUCUUUAUUUGGUUUUAUACACAACAUUAUAGAAACAGCUGUGCAGUAAACUAAUAAAUUUGCAUUGUUUGAACAAAA
Molecule: messenger RNA, 2858 nt
Organism: Gambusia affinis (western mosquitofish)
Lineage: Eukaryota; Metazoa; Chordata; Actinopteri; Cyprinodontiformes; Poeciliidae
Product: transmembrane channel-like protein 7
Exons: 16
Coding region: 193-2412 (739 amino acids)
Cellular component (GO): plasma membrane
Molecular function (GO): mechanosensitive monoatomic ion channel activity
Source: RefSeq, a predicted model, not a curated record